UCUUUGGAAUUUAUGAGUUGUUCACAAUAGACACUGUCUACCUGAUACCCACCUGCUCUAAACAUGGGCUAUGGACUUUUACCUUUAUGACUUCAGCACACACUUCCUGGUUAGUCACCUUUUGUGAUGGUUGUUAUUGGACACGCAGGUUUCUUUUGUCUUUUCAUCUGAUUGGCAUGGACUUCUAGGUCUUUUUGUUUUUUAAGUCAGUCUUCACUUCUAGUGGAUUUGUUUCAAUUUCCACACACUCACCAGCUAAGGACUGAAGUGGAAUUUAAUACGUAUGCUAUCAGUGAGUGAAAGGAUCAACAAUUUGAAGACCCUCAUGUCAAGUUACAGCAAUGGAGGACUUCUCAACCCUGCCUACCAUGACAGUGAGACUCUGGAAAUUGAUAGAAAACCACAGCACACUAACCCCUAUGUCCGGAGAGAACAGGACUGGUGGAAGGACAGAGAGGAAACAUAUGACUCAGAGAUUGGUCAAAGCAAUGGUUUUGAUGCUGUAGUGAGAGUACCCUGGGGAGGUUGGCAGGAGGAGGGCUGGAGGGGAAGAGAAAAUAUACCGAUGGGACUCCAGUCAAGACGCCCAGAAAGCCCUGUAACCCAGCAUGACUUUGAUCACAGUCCAGUCCGAAUGGAUUGUGACUUUCAGUAUGAUCAAUUGCCUCCUAUCCGACUUCCUUCUGCAUCAUCAGGCACAAUGACCAUGAGAUGGAGGGGAGUUGGAUUAAGGAUGAACAUGUCUUCUGACCAUGAUCCUGCUCAUUUAGCGUUGGAGGAGGCCAUCAAGAAUGAGAUGGAAAAUGAGCAGCAGAGCCUAGUCAAAGAACUUGUUGCCUUGUCAACACGAGAAAGAAUCAAGGCCAUACGGGACCUUCCGAUGAGCUUUCAAGAGAAAAAACAUAUCAGGAGUGAAGUGCUGGCAUUUGACUCUCAGUCUCGCCGGUUCACUUGUUUUGCAGACUGUUCAGAACGAACAUCACUGUUUCUUCGCAGGUGCGGCUACAGUAUCCGGUCAAUUAGGCAGACCUUGGAACUGUGGCAAGGCAUCAUGAAAGAGAUAGGUGGCAAGUUUGGCACCAGCGUGCUCACCUACUUUCUAUUUCUCAAGUGGUUGCUCAUGUUCAACAUAUUCUCCUUCCUGGUUAACUUUGGCUUCAUCACCAUCCCGCUGCUGGUUUAUGAUAUCUCCCCCAACAUACCUCCAAAUGUCGGCUUUGGAGGACUGGAGAUUCUUACUGGAGCUGGUUACUUCAACUACACUGCCAUGUACUACGGUGGUUACAGCAAUGAAACCCUUGUGGAUCUGGUCGAAUACAACAUGCAGCUAGCCUACUUUUUCACGAUUGCCAUUUAUAUGGUGUUGUGCGGCAUUGCACUUAUUACAAGCAUGGCAAACUCUUUCAAGACAAACUACAUGCUUGCGGAUCAAGUUUCAAACAGUGCAUGGCAGCUUUUGUGCAGCUGGGAUUUUAACAUCAUCAAUGAGAGAGCGGUGAGACAGCGCAAGAACAACCUCAGCGUACAGUUAAAGGAGUCAAUGUCAGAGAAGGCCCAGAGAGAUCUGCUAACCCUCACUGAAAAGUUCAAGCAUAUUGGGAUUCAUCUGGGCUCGUGGCUUCUCUCCACCGGCAUGGCUGUUGGCUGUGCCCAUCAACAACCAUUUUUGUGCCCUCUGUCUUUGCAGAACACAACAGAUGCUUCAAACUGGUCACUGCUUCAAGAGGCAGAGACUCUCCUUGUCCCCUUUGUGGUCUCCUCGAUGAACCUGGUGGUCCCACUCUUCUAUUCUCUUUUCAAUAAGUUUGAGCAAUAUUCCAGUCAACGCAGACAGAUCUACACACUUUUGCUAAGGAAUGUUUUACUCAAGAUGUUUAUUCUGGGAGUUUUAUGCUACUACUGGAUGAAAGUGGUGCCUCAGAAGUUUUCGUGUUGGGAGUCCAUGGUCGGACAGGCAUUGUACCGCUUGGUCAUCUUUGACUUUUUCUUUCUCAUGUUGGGAUCCUUCUUUGGAGAAUUUCUCAGCAAUAUGAUUGGAACAAAAUUCCUACCACGACUCGGGGUUCCGGAGUUUGAUGUUGCCAGGAAUGUCCUUGAACUCAUCUAUGCACAGACUCUAGUCUGGAUCGGGAUCUACUUCUCGCCACUGUUGCCUGCCAUUCAGAUUGUCAAGCUUUUUGUCCUGUUUUUCAUAAAAAAGGUCAGCCUGACUCACAACUGUCAGCCUCCACGGCGAACGGGCAGAGCAGCUCAGAUGCAAACCAUCUUCAUUGCUCUCCUCUUCUUCCCCUUCUUUGUGGGAGCCCUGUCAAUCGUUGCCUACACUGCAUGGCGACUUACACCCUCUCAGCAAUGUGGCCCAUUUCGGGGCCUAAACAACACGUUCAGUGUGGUUGGCAUCUGGAUUGAUGGUAUGGAAGACAACCCUGGUUCUAAAGGGGCCAUCUGGAUCUAUGAUAAUGUCAUCAAAAGCGAAAUUGCUUACUUCCUCGGCACUCUUAUAAUCUUAAUCAUCAUUUAUAUCUUCUGGCAAGUCUCUCAGGGCCGCAAGCACCUUAUUGGUCGACUGAGACAGCUAAUUGCUAAUGAGGGGAAAGACAAGUCCUUCUUGUUGGAGAAACUGCAGAACCUCCAGAAAUCUUGUCGUCAUAAGAAGCAGAAACAGAAAAAUCGAAACAAGCACACCAUAGAGCGCCUGGAUGACAGUUCAACAGGCGGUCAAUCCCGCUCCAACCCCACGGUUCAGGCUUUACUUCUUGAUCAACGACUUGAGCAAGAGGAGAGGCACUUCCCCAGUGGUGUGCCGUUUCCCUCAGAUUUCUCCACUUCUGAGGCUGUAACCAUGAUGACCCAGCAGAGAGCUGAGGGGCAAAUGGAAGAACGUUACCCAAUCCAUGAGUCGUCUUUCAUACCUGGGAUGCCUGCCGGGCACGUGUCUGAAGAUAGCGAAAGAGAUGAAAACAGCAGUGCAGCCGAAUUUCCUGAAAACCCACAUGACAGAUUCAUGGCUGGAAUUCCAAGAAGGCAAGCAAGACAAGAAGAAGAAGAUGCAGCGCCAGAAAUAGAUGGCUUGCCAUCAUCGUUGUCAAAUGCUAUGAUCCAAGUCAUGCAAGCAAGGCAGAGAGCAGAAAGAGAUGAGGGUCUUCAUUGGAGCAUGGCUCCCUCUCAAAAUCUUCCUCCUGCUAGUUCCAGUGCCCUCAUACAAGCUAUGUUAGCCCGGCAACAAGCCCAGAAUGAGUAUGAUGACGGCUACUAAACUAAAGGUUUAAAAGUAUUCAAUACCGAGAAUCAAAUAUGAAAGUUGUUACUCGGAUAAGUUA
Molecule: messenger RNA, 3320 nt
Organism: Hippocampus comes (tiger tail seahorse)
Lineage: Eukaryota; Metazoa; Chordata; Actinopteri; Syngnathiformes; Syngnathidae
Gene: tmc5
Product: transmembrane channel like 5
Exons: 21
Coding region: 284-3256 (990 amino acids)
Cellular component (GO): plasma membrane
Molecular function (GO): mechanosensitive monoatomic ion channel activity
Source: RefSeq, a predicted model, not a curated record